AUUUUGAUAUGAAUGUGGAAACAAAUCAGAAACCGUCAACAACAGACAAAAAGGAGAAGUUUAAAGGUGAGAAAAAUAAGAGAUUGCCCCUUCACCCCUCACUCCUCAGAGUGUACUGAAAGUUCUGACAGCACACAGCCUCCUCUUGGGACAAACUGGGAGGCCAUUAUUCUAGAUAAGAUGUGACACAGGAUGAGGGAGGAGAGAGUAUAAGAGAGCUUCAAGAGUGGAGGAGAGCGUGUCUGUAAUUAAAAGUGGGCAGGACUCACACCAAAAGAACAGCUCUGCAGCUUCCUCCAGGGUCUAACUCAAGACGCUGUGCCAAAUAGCUAUAGAGGAACUGUGCACGUAUAUCAUGGACGCCAAAUGAUAAACAAAAAUGAACAAAAGCAGAGGUAGCCAUUAAACACUCUGUACUUCAGAGGAAUCCCUGAUGCACAGGUGACUGCAUAAUAAUGCCCUCUCAGCAGGAUGUAUCACUGAAAUACAUAUUACAAGUAAUUGUGUCAGGAACAGAUAAUGACAGCGACACAGCUCUGUAAGCUUCCAAGAAAGAACAAAUUAUAUGCGGUUACAUGAAAGAUCUUCAGGCAGACCUGCCUUAAAAAAAAACCCCAAAACUAAAAAGUGGUUUAUGCUAUGCAAAGCCAUGAUGCUAGUGGGUGGCAGUAGUGCUAUAACAUCAUAUAGCUCCUUAGAUCACUUCACGUCCCAUACAUCCAUGCUGUAUGAUAUACACAUCUGCCUAUACCUGUCCGCUGUACGUACACUCUCCAAAAACCUAAACCAACACAAACCAAACCAUCAACAAUCACAUUUCUUCUGCCUACUUAAAGCUGUAUUUCCUUCAUUAGAUCCAAUUCAGGAUGUUUUCCUCUCUUAAUAGUCAAGACACCAGGAUACUGUCUAUCAUCUUCCCUCAGCCAUUCACCAGAGUUCAAUAAACAUAAUUAGAUUCAAGAUUGUGCAAUUAAAUCAGUCAUAAGUAGACGCUUACGCAGGACAUUACUGCAAAACCAGUAACCAGCAACCACAGGUCACACCCAGCUAGUAUAAACUCUAGCUUAUGUAGGGAAGCCGAGAGUCCUCAGCCUGUCGUUAUUCAUGCUGGUGGAAGAGGACUCCGAAUAUUCUUGCACACUUUUGUAUCCGUAACCUGAACUGCACACAAGUGUGGAAAAGAAGAAAGAAACCUUAUGGCGGUCCUGAAAAUAGCAAAUGUCACCUGGCAUUCCAAACUAAAUAAGACUGCACAUCACACCGCUGAUUACAGCAGUACAGAAGUCAUCUUGAGGAGAGGACAGGCCUUCAGCAUCACUCUCAGCUUCCAAACAACGGUGCAAUGUGGGGACAACUUCACCUUUAUUGCAAGCACAGGACCAUCUCCAGCAGAAUCACUGCAGACCAAGGCCACAUUUAACCUUUCUGAGGAGGAUGCCAGUGGCUGGAGUGCAACCCAGGAGCCCAGUGAGCCUGGCUGCAUGAACAUCACAAUAUGCAGCCCAGCCAACGCUGUCAUAGGACGAUACAAACUCAAACUCCAGAUUCUUUCUGGGAACAAGGUCUCUUCAACAUCCCUGGGCCAGUUUGUGCUACUCUUCAAUCCCUGGUGUCCAAAUGACGAUGUCUAUAUGGCUAACGAAAAGGAGCGACAGGAGUACGUCCUCAAUGAUAGCGGAAUCAUAUUUCAGGGACUGGAAAAACAUAUUCAAGAAGAAGCUUGGAACUAUGGACAGUUUGAAGAGGAUAUUCUUGAUAUCUCUCUGGCUAUACUGGAUCGGAGCCUGAACCACUAUGAAGAUCCAGCUGCUGAUGUAUCCAAACGGAACAGUCCUAUCUACGUGAGCAGGGUUAUCAGUGCUACGGUUAACAGCAAUGAUGAAAAAGGAGUAGUGGAAGGGAAGUGGAAUGGAAAGUACUCCUCAGGAACAAACCCGCUGCAGUGGAGUGGAAGUGUGACCAUCCUUCAAAAGUGGUACAGAAGAAGAUACAAACCUGUUCGGUAUGGCCAAUGCUGGGUCUUUGCAGGAGUAAUGUGCACAGUUCUGAGAUGCUUGGGAAUACCUACUCGUGUUAUUACAAACUUCAACUCUGCCCAUGACAGCAACGUAAAUCUGAGCAUUGACAAGUACAUUGACACUUCUGGAAAGACCCUGCACUUGACUGAAGACAGUGUGUGGAAUUUCCACGUCUGGAAUGAAAGCUGGUUCAUUAGAAGAGAUCUCGGCUCUUUUUAUGAUGGAUGGCAGGUUCUGGAUGCAACACCCCAGGAAAGAAGCAAAGGCAUAUAUCGGUGUGGUCCUGCCUCCACCAGAGCCAUUAAGGAAGGGGAUGUGAACCUGGAUUAUGACAGCUCAUUUGUGUUUGCAGCAGUGAACGCUGACUACGUUACUUGGAUUCACUAUAGCAACAAAAGAAAAAAGAGAAUUUAUUCUGAUACUAGGAAGAUUGGAAAAUUUAUCAGCACCAAAGCAGUGGGCACCAACUCCCGUGUGGAUGUCACUGCUAAUUACAAAUAUCCAGAAGCAGGAUCCCGGAAAGAAAGGAAGGUGUAUAAAAAAGCACUGAAGCUGCUUGAUGUGAGAAGCACUGGAAAAAGAACCAAAAUUACGAGACCUAGAAGGCGACCUUCAGCACUACGGAGACAGUCUGCACGAAAACCCAGUAUCUCCGGGAAGCUGAUCCUUGAUGCAUCCCCUGUAAUUGGCCAGGAUAUUCUCCUUACCUUGGCUCUCAGGAACUUGAUCUCCGAUUUCAAGAUCAUAAAGGUUAAACUGAGGGCUUCAGCUGUUUUCUACACAAGACGACCAAAGGCAGAGAUCUUGCAGUUGUCUAGGUCUAUUAAACUUGGAUCCGAAGAAGUGAAAGAGAUUUCAUUCAAGAUCCCCUAUUCCCAGUACAAAAACUCUCUGAUGGAUGACCGGAAGAUCCUGGUGACUGCUGUGUGUGAAACCAAACAAGGAGCCUCACUUCUAGUGGAGAAGGAUAUUGUACUUCAGGAUCCUUUUCUCACCAUCAAGGUCCUUGGUCCAGCAGUGGUACACAAGAGUGUUGGUGUGGAGGUCACAUUUACCAACCCGCUGUCUGAAGUGGUGACAGACUGUGUGCUGAGAGCAGAAGGUAGUGGCCUGCUCAAAGAACAACUCAGAAUCAAAGUGGCAAGAAUGGCCCCCAUGGAGAGCUCAACAGUACAAUUUGAAAUCAUUCCCUACAAGAGCGGCACCAAGCAACUACAGGUGGACUUUGUUUGCACUCAUUUUUCAGACAUUAAGGGAUUUGUGAUGCUGGAUGUUGCUCCAAGUCCAUGAUAUAACCCUACUCAGCCAAGAUUAAGAAGCCAAAACAGCUGAGACCUGAAUGUUCCUAAGAAACAAUUUUCCUCCUGACAACACCUCAUACUGUCCAGCAACGCAGUCUCAGCUUCUCCCAGAAAGAGCAUUUCAUGGACACAAGCUGACUCCGUGACACAGGUUAAACUGAGGUCUCAUUUACAUUUCUUUGAUUUAAAGCCAACAAAAUCUUCAAAACACGGCAACUCCUAUUUCAUUAUAUCAAUUACAAUAUUUUGCCACCAACAUAUAGUUCCAUAUCCCUUUUAAGUGCUUCUCAAAACUUGUCAACCCAGAGAGACCGGAAUGAAGAUUGGAAAGGACACAAACUCACACAUGGAGGAAUUCGGAUUUCUCCAGGCAAAGGAGAAGAGAAUAGGUAGCUUUGCACCUACCAAUUAAGUCUUGCAAGAUCUUGGAAAGUCAGGGUAUAAAACCCUCCACUGGCCUCAGAAAAAGCCUUGAGGAAGUGAUGGUACAAAAUCUCAUUAACUCUUGCAAGAGGGCAGGCUGUCAUUACAUUUAACACACAGUGCAGCCAAGCCAUUCACAUUCCUUCAGUAUUUCUUAAAUACAAUCCAGGAAAUCAUUUCAGACAGUGUUUGGCACAUGAGCUUGGAAUGCCCUCAUCCUAAUUAACUAUUUGUAAACAAAGCCUGCUGAUCAAAGGAAAAUCAGCCCUAAAGCUUGUGCCAAGCUCCAAGCUUUGCAACACUUCGGGUUACUGGCUUUUGAGGGUGUCAGCAUUAUUAAAUGCCCUCAACAACCUCACCCAGUUCAGUUUCAGCAUCAGAAUGCGGAUCUGGCCCAUGCCAUGUACAAGAAAUUCACAUUCUUCCUGUGUUAGACAUAAAAAACCUGUUCAAUUAAGCUAAUUAUUAUUACAGACAAAAAUGUCUAAGUGCCCAAGAAGGGAUUUAAAUUUGGCUUUUGCCAAACCUACAGUAUCUACACAGCCCUUAGUCAGAAAUCAGUCGGAAUUGGAGCAAAACAUGGCUACUUAUCAGUAUUCUUAUAAAUAUGCAGUUCAACUCUCAGCACACCCUCAGAUCACUGCAUUCUGAUCAUUCAAAAUAAUCAAGUAAGCAGUAGCUGACACGACACAGUCAUACUAUGAAAUGGUUUUACUAAGACUCUAAAAUCAGCCUCCAGGAUGAUGAAUGAUUUCCCUACCAUUCUGUCCUCCCAAUCUAAGUUUCUAGAGCCGUGAUUCGGGCAGUCAAUUAAAUUACUGUCCUUUUACAGAUUAAAACCAAAGCAAACAAACACCUGAAAUUGGUAGUUUCAAAUCACUUCAUUCUUUCAGCUGCACCAAAGCUGCACUGCUUUGCCACUUGCGAUAUGCCACUCCUGCGUACUGAAUGCGGAGAGCACCACUCAUGAUAAAAGACAACACAAAAGGCUCAGUACAAGCAUUUCUUAUUGCUCCAAAGGAAUAAGAUAUUCCACCAAAAAGGAAAAUUCAGAUCUAAUUCACGGAUGUCACAUGUCAGAGCUGGAAGUGUAAUCAUAAAAGCGAAACUUAGAUAGAUGUAUUUUUUGAUCAAUACGUUCAGAAAGAGACCCAGUCGCUAAAGAUGCUCACAUAACAUUUUAAGCUUCUAUUUUUAUAGGUAAUAAAGACAAUAAACAAUUCACAGAUUUGUAUUUGGACCUGUAAAAAAACAAGAAAUCCCUAAGUAUUAUAAACAUAAUCACACAGUAAUACCUAGGCAGGAUGUAUACAUUUAAGGAUCCUAUCAAUCACUUGUCCUUUAGAUUUCUAUGAACGUCAGGGAUGUAGUGGAUACAGAACAGGGACAACAGAUGCCUUUUUGAUCAAGCAAAGAAAGUCAGAGGUUUGAGCACAAUGUUUAUAAUAAACUCACAGAAUUUUCUGGAACGUGAUUAUAUAUAAAGUUUCCCCAAUUUCUGGCAAGCUUGUGACCUCUAGGCUUCUUAAUAAAAGUCAAAA
Molecule: messenger RNA, 5283 nt
Organism: Cuculus canorus (common cuckoo)
Lineage: Eukaryota; Metazoa; Chordata; Aves; Cuculiformes; Cuculidae
Product: protein-glutamine gamma-glutamyltransferase 6
Exons: 14
Coding region: 1197-3308 (703 amino acids)
Biological process (GO): peptide cross-linking
Molecular function (GO): protein-glutamine gamma-glutamyltransferase activity
Source: RefSeq, a predicted model, not a curated record